Molecule: messenger RNA, 549 nt
Organism: Penaeus vannamei (Pacific white shrimp)
Lineage: Eukaryota; Metazoa; Arthropoda; Malacostraca; Decapoda; Penaeidae
Source: RefSeq, a predicted model, not a curated record
UUAGGAUAUAAAAGGACGGAUGGACAAGAGGACAAGCAGUCACUUCUUCGCCUCCCUCCGCCAUGAAGGUCCUCCUGCUUGUCUUCGCCCUCGUCGCCGCCGUCAGCGCCCAGACGGAGCCCUGGUGUCGCUGCGCCGCCUUCGUCACCUACGAACACUCGGAGAUCAUGGUGUACGAAGCGCCCGAAGUCACCAUCGACUCCUGCGUAGACGACGCCAAGCAGUGCAAGAGAGCCUGCGCCAACGAGCUGAACACCAUGAGCAACAACGGCGACCUCUGGCACGUGCAAGAAAACGGGCUCACCGUCGGCCAGUACAUCUGCACUUACCUGGCCGACCACUUCUUCUUCUGGAUGAGCAACCAUAAGGUGUACGGCUACUACGAGGUGUGCGGCGGCGCCUGGGAGUUCUCGGGCGUGGAGUCUCAGCAGCUGCUGUGCUGCGACGGAGGCAAGCACGAGCACUGCAUCGCCAAGUAGGAAUGAAACGGAUACCGCUUGCCGCUGCUGCUUCUUUGGCUGUUGCGCAAAUAAAGGUUGAUCAAUAUCA